Molecule: messenger RNA, 2149 nt
Organism: Pelagomonas calceolata
Lineage: Eukaryota; Pelagophyceae; Pelagomonadales; Pelagomonadaceae
Source: the annotation of a GenBank genome assembly
AGCGGCGUGUGAGACACACUAGAAGCAAGCCCAGGGAUCUGCAGCGGGAACGACCCUCACGCGCCAGCGGAGCGCCAGCAAAGCGCCAGACUUCGAGUAGAGGCCAUCAGCGCUGCUGACUUGCAGCCUGAGCAGCCGCGUCGCCCAGUACGCCGGUCAGCGCGAGACCAGCCGCAGAGGCCUCCAGUGCGCCAGGCGACAGCAGCGCCAAAAAGAUGGACUUCACCGAACCGACGGGCGAGGGCGACGACCACCACGGCGGCCAGGAACGAGCGUUAUUCCUGCUCGACGCCCGGCCGGAGCUCUUCGAAAGUACCGAACAAGGAACGCGCUGCGAAAUAGCGGUAAGACAGGUCCUGGAUUAUGUGAAGGCCCGGCUCCUCGAGAAGAAUCGGGACAUCGUGGGCCUGGUGGCCUGCGGCCCCGACGAGGCCGCGGUCACGUUGUUGACGCCGGCGGCACCCUCGGCGAAGGCAGCUAGAGCAUUGGGAGAAGCGCUGAAGACCGGAAAGUGCGCCACACCACAAGCUUUCCGGAAAUGGUUAGAAGACGACGACGAGAUAACCCAGAAGCCAAGGAACCGCACGGACGCGAGGCAAGGCAGACUGAGGAACGGCCUCGACCGGUGCGCGCGCGACUUGGAGGAUGCGUCCAAGGGCCCCUCAGCUGUAGAUUCUAUAUAUAUUUUUAGUGGAGCGAAGGACCCCUGCGAUGGCGACGCGGACCAGCACGCGGCGUGUGAAGUGUUUGCGCGCGACUCGUCGGAUGUCGACCGAGAGUUGCAGUUGUACUAUUUCGGCGAGGCCGAGUCUGUUGAAGACUUCUGGAAGCCUCGGAUAUUAAUUCCAUCUGCACCGCCCCAAGAUGCCCAAGACCAGUGGCAGGAACGCGCGUGGCCCGCUCUAGAGAUCGUCGACGUCUUCGACGCGGGGAGGGAGCGGGCUAGAAUGGCUCGCGGCAUGCGCGGGGCGAAGACCGUGCCCGGUGUUGAAUUGAAUUUGUCGCUAGGUGAUGACUGUACUACAAAAGUCGUCGUGAGGUUGAGGAAGCUACACCAGUGUAAACGUGCUCAAACUGCCACAAAUGUCCACGGCGAGUCCUUACAAAGAGUGAAAGCACAGGGCGACGUGUUAGAUACGGUCACGGGCGCGAAGCUCGACAAGGCUACUGACGUAAAUACCUAUGUCGCUGUCGGUCAUUUUUACGAGCCGCCGAAAGAAGAGGACGAGCCGGAAUCGGCGAAAGCGUUGCGGCGGUCGCAUCGAGUUGUCGUGGAUGCGCAGGAUAGGGACGAAUGUGCGGAGUGCUUUGAGCCGGGUUCCGUGUGCGUGCUGGGCGUCUGUAGCGUGCGGGACGCGUUUCCUUCCGGAUUACGAGUGCAGAACCCCGGUUCGAGUCCGUGUGCGUUGUCUCCCGACGACUCCGAAGCACCUGGAUCUUCAGCUGUGGUGCAGGCCUUUGCUGCUUCGUUACGAGAAAAGAACUUGGUAGCGCUGGCGAGGUACAUCCCGAAACGGUCGGCGGCGCGGCGGCGGGGCCCGAAGCUCGUCGCUCUGCAAGCUAGAGAUGAUGGGCUCGGUUUGAUUGAAUUACCAUUUGAUGACGAGCUGCGGAGCGUACCUUUACCAGAUGAAGUCCCACCAGCUCCCGAGCUGGAUCGGAGCAUGUCGACGUUGGUCAAUGCCCUGCAGGCGCGCUGUGUGCCGGGAGGCCCCGUCGACGUCGACGCGGGCGUGCCGAACUAUGCGUUGCGGAGCCAGCACGCCGCCCUAGAAGCGUUCGCGCUCGGACUUGAUGAUAGCGCGGUCCAGAAGGUGAAAACGAGAGCGGAGGCGUUGCGGCCGUCACGCGCGGACACGGAAUUAGUGAAUGCGGCGGAGGCCGUGGCGUCAUCGCUACCCGAGGAAAUUGAGGAGCAACCGGUAGCUAAAAAAAGACGCGUCGCUGCUCCCAAGGAUAUCAAAGUCCUCGUCGACAAGGCGCUGCUGACGGCGCCGUGUGAUCGGGACAAGCUCAAGAACCACACGAACGACGCGCUCAAGGCGUGCUGCGGCGAUUUGGGGUUGAAGAAGAGCGGGAAGAAGGAGGACCUCGUGGAGCGCAUCGCGGAGCACGUCGACGCGCAGAGCGCCUAAGACCAAUGAUUGUA